AUGACCUUCAGCUUGAAUUCUGACCUCAUUAGACAUCAGAAAAGUUUUCCUAGCAAAAAGCUUUCCAUAUGUAACGAAGGCAGAAAGACUUUCAGCCAGAACUCUAAGAUCAUUAAACAUCAGAAAUUUCGCACUCAAAAGAAACCUUAUGAGUGUAAUGAAGGUGCAGCAACCAUAAACCAUUAUUCAACUCUUCCUUACCAUCCUAAAUUUCCUACUGGAAUGAAAAUAUAUGCAUGUAAUCAGUGUGGGAAGACCUUUCACUGGAACUCAGAUCUUGUGAGACAUCAGAAGAUUCAUGCUGAAGAUAAGCCUUAUAAAUGUAACGAAUGUGGGAAGUCUUUCUGCUACAGAUCACUCCUUAUUGGCCAUCAGAGAAUUCACACCGGAGAGAAACCUUAUGAAUGUAAUGAAUGUGGCAAGGCCUUCUGCUACAGAUCACUCCUUGUUGGCCAUCAGAGAAUUCAUACUGGAGAGAAACCUUACAAAUGUAGUCAGUGUGGAAAAGCUUUCCAAAGCAGCUCCCGUCUUACUUCCCAUCAGAGAAUCCACACUGGAGAGAAGCCUUAUGAAUGUAAUCAGUGUGGAAAAGCUUUCACACAGAGCUCUCAUCUUGUUACCCAUCAGAGAAUCCACACUGGAGAGAAACCUUAUGAAUGUAAUCAGUGUGGAAAGGCUUUCAGAUUCCGCUCUGGUCUUGCUUCCCAUCAGAGAAUCCACACUGGAGAAAAGCCUUAUGAAUGUAAUCAAUGUGGCAAAGCUUUCCAAAGUAGUUCCCGUCUUGCUUGCCAUCAGAGAAUCCAUACUGGAGAGAAACCUUAUGAAUGUAAUCAGUGUGGAAAGGCUUUCACACAGAGUUCCCAUCUUGGUAUACAUCAGAGAAUCCACACUGGAGAGAAACCUUAUGAAUGUAAUCAGUGUGGAAAGGCUUUCAGGUUCCGCUCUGGUCUUGCAACACAUCAAAGAAUCCACACUGGGGAGAAACCUUAUGAAUGUAAUCAAUGUGGAAAGGCUUUCCAGUGCAGUUCCAGUCUUGCAAAACAUCAGAGAAUCCACACUGGAGAGAGACCUUAUGAAUGUAAUCAGUGUGGAAAGGCUUUCAGAUGCAGCUCCAGUCUUGCUGCACAUCAAAGAAUCCACACUGUAGAGAAACCUUAUGAAUGUAGCCAGUGUGGAAAGGCUUUCAUAAAGAGCUCCAGUCUUGCUAUUCAUCAGAGAAUCCACACUGGAGAGAAACCUUAUAAAUGUAGUCAAUGUGGAAAAUCUUUUCAGUAUCACUCACAUCUUGUUGUCCAUCUGAGAAUCCACACUGGAGAGAAGCCCUAUGAAUGUAAUCAAUGUGGGAAAGCUUUCCAAAGUAGUUCCAGCCUUGCUACACAUCAGAGAAUUCACACUGGAGAGAGACCUUAUGAAUGUAGUCAUUGUGGAAAGGCUUUUCAGUGUAACUCCAAUCUUGCUGCCCAUCAGAGAAUCCACACUGGAGAGAAACCUUAUGAAUGUAAGCAGUGUGGAAAAACUUUCAGAUAUCUCUCCGGUCUUGCUGUACAUCAGAGGAUCCACACUGGAGAGAAACCUUCUUAAUGUAAUCAGUGUGGAAAGGUUUUCAAACAGAACUCCAACCUUGCUUAGCAUGAGAGAAUCCACCUUGG
Molecule: messenger RNA, 1649 nt
Organism: Gracilinanus agilis (Agile Gracile Mouse Opossum)
Lineage: Eukaryota; Metazoa; Chordata; Mammalia; Didelphimorphia; Didelphidae
Product: zinc finger protein 665-like
Exons: 1
Coding region: 1-1581 (526 amino acids)
Cellular component (GO): nucleus
Source: RefSeq, a predicted model, not a curated record